CUAGAUGUGCAAUAUAUGAGCUGGGACAUCCCCCUGCUGAGCGCUGCAGUAUGCUCCAUGCAAUAUGAAGCUCUGCCAGCGGGGGGCGCUACCUGCUAUGGAGAAACAGAGUGGAGCGGAGUCGGGGCCUGGCAUGGGAAUUUUUUUAUGUGCUCUCCUUCCCAUUCUUCCUAUGCAGACAGACACACAACAUGGCGGACUAGAAUAGUCGGCCGACGCGCCCGGAUACAGCGGAUAAACUGUGGGGGCUUUACCAUCCGAGGAGGCAAACAAAGGACCCUCCGACCUGAUAGCACACACGGGAGAAUUGAUAUAUUUUCAGGGGGAGCCAUCUUUAUCUGGAUUUAUCAGGAAAAACUGAUUGCGAAGUGUUGGCAGCGUGUCCCAGGUUGCGCUUCCCCCCCAACCCCGCUCUCGCUCCUCUCUGUUCCCGGGGUGUGGAGACAGGGGCCGGGUUGGAAAAACGUGGAAGAGAAGGACCGGAUCAAAUUCCCCCCUCUUUUGGCCUUCAUUUCUCCCGGAAAGGCUUCCCCUCUGGGCGCCGCAGGAGUUGUGGACCAAGUUAUGCGAACGAGUGACUGAUGCCAACUUCGCUUCUUCAGGGCAGAAUGGGUUUGUGUCCCCUGCUCCUGCUUCUUGCUGUAGCCCUCCGGGCCACAGCCCAGGAAGAAGUCCACAUCACAAGUCCUUCAAGUGUUACUGCCAAACCAAUGGACCCACCUAUCCAACCCUCCGUCAACCACCCAGGUACUCAUCCAACAACCUCCCAAGACCGAGUCCCAGCACCUGACCUCACUGCUGUCAUGCAAACAACAAAAAUGACAACAACAACAGAAGCCACCAUCAAACUAACAACAUCAGCAAGCUCAGAUGUGAAUGAUGAAGCAGAUUCAACAGAGCCACUGCCAACGGUUUCUCCUACUACUCUCUCAACUAAGGUGCCAGAAAGCACCGUGACUGUCUCUCCUUCCAUCCCGACAAUGGUAGAGCACACCUCCACUAUGUCGAGCAUCACAGAACAGGAGACCACGAUGAGCAGUCCUCCACAUAAUGAGUCUGAAGAUAUGCCAUUAAUUGCUGUGAUGGUGGCCCUGUCCUGCCUCCUGGUCAUCAUCUUCAUCAUCAUCAUCCUUUACAUGCUCAGAUUUAAGAAGUACAAGCAAGCAGGAAUCCAUUCAAACUCCUUCAGAUUGACCAAUGGCAGAUCAGAUGAUACAGAACUCCAGUGUGUGCCGCUAUUGGCUCGGUCACCCAGCACAAACAGGAAGUACCCACCCAUUCCCGUAGACAAACUAGAGGAAGAAAUGAACCGUCGCAUGGCCGAUGACAACAAGCUCUUCAGGGAGGAGUUUAAUGUACUGCCAGUCUGUCCCAUUCAGGCAUCAUGUGAUGCAGCUUCCAAAGAGGAGAAUAAAGAGAAGAACAGAUACGUCAACAUCCUGCCAUAUGACCACUCCAGGGUUCAUCUCUCAUCUCUGGAAGGAGUCCCCGAUUCUGACUUUAUCAACGCUUCCUUUAUAAAUGGCUACCAGGAGAAGAAUAGGUUUAUUGCAGCUCAAGGCCCAAAGGAGGAAACAGUAAAUGACUUUUGGAGGAUGAUUUGGGAGCAGAAUACAGCCACCAUUGUCAUGGUGACCAAUCUGAAGGAGAGAAAAGAGUGUAAGUGUGCGCAGUACUGGCCGGACCAGGGCUGCUGGACAUAUGGAAACAUUCGAGUGUCUGUAGAGGACGCUGUGGUUCUGGUGGACUACACGAUCCGCAAGUUCUGCAUCCAACAGGUGGGAGAUGUGUCUGGAAAGAAGCCUCAGAGGCUCGUCACUCAGUUCCACUUCACCAGCUGGCCCGACUUCGGGGUGCCCUUCACUCCGAUUGGCAUGCUCAAGUUCCUGAAGAAGGUCAAAAACUGCAACCCCCAUUAUGCAGGCCCCAUUGUUGUUCACUGCAGUGCUGGUGUAGGAAGGACAGGUACCUUUAUAGUGAUAGAUGCCAUGUUGGACAUGAUGAACGCAGAGAGGAAGGUGGACGUGUUCGGCUUCGUCACCAGGAUACGAGCCCAGCGCUGUCAGAUGGUCCAGACUGAUAUGCAGUACGUUUUCAUCUUCCAGGCGUUGUUAGAGCACUACUUGUACGGAGACACAGAGCUAGAGGUGACCUCGCUCGAGUGCCACUUGGCUAAACUCGGCGCCAACUCACCUGGAGCUGGCUGCAAUGGUCUGGAGGCUGAGUUUAAGAAACUAACAUCCAUCAAGAUUCAGAAUGACAAGAUGAGAACGGGCAACCUGCCGUUGAACAUGAAGAAGAACAGAGUGCUGCAGAUCAUUCCAUACGAGUUUAACAGAGUGAUCAUUCCAGUCAAACGAGGAGAGGAAAGCACAGACUAUGUCAAUGCCUCCUUCAUUGAUGGCUACCGUCAGAAAGACGCAUACAUAGCGAGUCAGGGGCCCCUGCUGCACACCAUAGAAGACUUCUGGAGGAUGAUCUGGGAGUGGAGGAGCUGCUCCAUUGUCAUGCUCACUGAGCUGGAAGAGAGAGGGCAGGAGAAGUGUGCUCAGUAUUGGCCCAGUGAUGGAGUGGUGUCGCAUGGGGACAUCACCAUCGAGCUUAAAAGGGAGGAGGAGAAUGAGAGCUACACUGUGCGUGACCUCCUAGUCACCAACAAAGCGGAGAACAAGGUUAGACUUGUGCGUCAGUUUCAUUUCCACGGCUGGCCAGAGGUGGGCAUCCCCACAGACGGUAAAGGCAUGAUCAACAUCAUUGCUGCAGUGCAGAAACAACAGCAACAGUCUGGCAACCAUCCCAUCACCGUACACUGCAGUGCUGGUGCUGGCCGUACAGGGACUUUCUGUGCCCUCAGUACGGUUCUGGAGAGGGUGAAGGCGGAGGGCAUCCUGGAUGUCUUCCAGACAGUGAAGAGCCUCCGACUACAGAGACCGCACAUGGUGCAGACACUGGAGCAGUAUGAGUUCUGCUACAAAGUGGUCCAGGAAUAUAUUGAUGCAUUUUCUGACUACGCCAACUUCAAGUAGGGCCAUGCCAUGGAUGGAUGGAUAUCCACAUUUAUUACAAGUACACCAAGCUUGUACCAGAACACAUAAUGUCUCGCAGCAACUGCAUAUUCCCAAUCUCGUGGAUGAUAAAGAAAGACUGAUUAUGCGAUCAGUGGAUUGGAAUAACUACUCGCUGGAAAAGGGAACAGAUGUCUACGCCAGGAGGAAAGGGCAGUACAGAUGGACACGAAGUUACUGAGAUGCCUUCUUGAAUAUUUUGUAAGGAUGUUAAUAACAAACCAUCACCCUUUUUCUUGCUUUACAUCUUCACACCCAACAUGUAUAUAAUUACUUACUGUGUUGCAAUUUAUCACUUUCUUUUCAGACACAGUUUUGAGUUUGGCUGCAUUUUCAUGUGGCACCUGUAAUGUAUUUUAUUGGUAUAUACAGAUAUAUAAAAAAUAUAAAUAUAUAUGAAUACAAACCAAAUGUUUUGGUGGCUAAUGUGCAACAUCAAGCGUCAAGAUAAUGAUGUUUGGAUCUUAUUAUUUUAUUUUAUUUUUUAUUUAGGGACAGAGACGUAAAAUAUUUUUGACUUCGCCUGAGCCUCAUUGUAGCGACACGUUUCAGGUAGCAGAACAUUCAACAUCUCCCAAUAAACCCUGAACUGUUUUCCACUCCCAGAUGUUCCUAAAAGCCAUUUAUUUUUCUGCCCCUGACUGCAGCAUCUAACUUGGCAGAAACAUUAUUUGAGACAUCCACGACUUCUCUUUGUUUCAGUGGUUUGAAGCUGAGUCACAAUGGCAGAUCUGAAUCUCCGUGACGUAGCUCAUAAUCUCAUGUUUUCACUCCCACAAACGCACCCACUAACUGUCGGGAGAAUUUGGGUGUGUGUUUAAGCUGAAGUAUAAGGUGACAGAGACAGAUCCACUGUGUUUUUCCAUUACUGUCUGCAGUCUGCUAUGUGCCAAAGUCCUUCACUCUGGUUUGCUCAUGUAGCUGUGAAGCCCGAUGAACCACCGACCUUCUUGGACUUUUAGAACAAAUUAUCUGGUAGUAGAGAUGCAUUGAUCAGAGUCAACUGACCGAUCUCUGCUUUUUGUAAAGCUUUCACCUGCCGAUACCAAUUUUACCUGAUUCAGAUAUUUCUUUAAGAACUGUGAUAUACAAAAAGCAUCGAAAUAUUUUUCUAGCCUUCCUGAAAUGAGCAGUCUAUUAUUAUAUCGAAUAGAAGCAGGGGUGACGUCACACUGUGUGCUUGGGAGACCAGUUACUGUAAAGUUGAGGUUUACCAUUUUAAAACAAAGACAAAAUCAUUAUGGAGUUCACAUUUAAGCUAUGUUUAGCAUCUCAUAUUAGCAAUUAGGGUCUUGCUCUAAAACAGCACUAUAGGAUUAUAUAAUGUAGGAUUACAUGAUUGCUGAUUAUAGGAUUGCCUAUAAUGUAGAUCCCCUACAUUAAGUCUGAGAUUUCCAGAAUCCUGCCAACAUUACCAAAUCCAGCAUAUUCCAUGACCGAUGUUGAAAGGUCAAAAGAAUGAAACGUAUAAGGUUCAUUGUAUUCUACUUAAGUCUUUCUCACUCUCUCGCAGCCUGAAUAAACUGCAUACGUGUUUCAAAACUUGAUAAGAAGGUACAGUUUUCAAUCAAAUGACUUCUUACAACGUUUAUGUGUCUUCUGACUUAACUGGAGCCGAAAAAUAGCUCAUUCUGAUUCUUCUUCCCUCAUUUACAAUGUCUACGCCGAAAAGUAUUGCUGUUACUGGUGUCUGGUAGCUUUUAGGUAUACUGCGUUCAUCAAUCAUGAAAAAGUCAGAUUUUUGAGUUUCCUGAGGGCUGAUCAAGCUGAAAACUGGCUUGUUCAUGUCUCCAGGUUAAUUCUGGGUGGAAAUCUAAUCAGCAAGUUAAGAACUGGUGGAGUGCAGUAUUAGCUGUGAAUUAGCCGAACCAUAAACACAACCAGAACUUUAUUGUGCUAUUGGACUCAACAUAUUCUAAAUGUUCAGCAUAUUUCUUUCUUUUAUGUUUACAAACAUUCAACUUAUUCUUAUCAAUUCUUUAAAGGACAGUGCCUAUUUAUUUUCUACCAGAAGAGAUGUUCCCUGCCAUGUUUGCUAAUAUUUUAAGAUUUUUUCUACAUUACAUUUGAGCUGCAGUGUUGUUACAACCACCAAGGUCAAUAUUGAGGCUGUGCCCUUUGUGAUUGUAAGGCAAGACAAAUAACGUGGUUUCAGCCAGCAAGGUUGGUCGUAAUUUCACCUGAGUUGCUCAAAAAAUGACCGACAUCAACGUUGUUUGAAUUACCUGAUUGAACAAAUCAGACUUUCUCUUCUUUUUUAUUUUAAAUCUGUUUCAUACAUUAACCAAACACAGCCAUUCUUGUGCACCAUCUACAUAACAUUACCCUCUCACAUAUUUUGAUAACCUUUAUAAAAGGAAUGAGCACAAUCAAAUGAUCUUUCUGCAAUUAGAAAGUGCAUACUGAAUUUUGAGAGAGAGUGAUUACAUCAUGUUGAUUGUUUGAGCACUCAUGCAAUAUUUGCACUAAAAGUAAAGCCCUUAAAUCAACGCAUCAAACGACAGGUAAAGCCAGAGAGAAAAUGCGAUCUCGCAUUUAGAAGACGGAAGCCAUCUUUACAUUUUUCAGAAGCUCCUUCAGGUCUCAGAGGUCCCUUCUAAGAGCCAUAUAUGGAUUCAAAAGUAGCAGAUAGUCGGAUAAUUCACAGAAACUGUGCAAGAUUAUCUUUUCUUUGUUUUAGUGGCAUAAAAAGUGCCAGCACUCAUUGUUAAGUGCCGUGCUGUUCCUUCAUUUGUGCUGUCAUUAACAGGCGCUGUUCUUUGAUAGAAUAGGAGGUGUUUAGUGUUCCUCUCUAGGCUUAAAUUACAUGGGUUUGUUGCAUUGUUGGGAAUUUCAUGACAUUGUAGUUUUGAAGCCAGACUUCUUGUCCUUCUUCCAACCCAAAGCAUGAUCUGUUAUUAAAACUGAAAUAAAAAGUGCCUCCGGUGAAAGGUUUUUAAAGCGAGCUGAAUCGCCAGGCUUCACCCUCACAAGGUAGCGGAAGCAAUGUUGUUCGUUGUGUUGUUUCCUAACUUGCAUGCAAGUCCCUGUUCAUCCCAAUCUUUUGUGAGGCAUAUCGUUGGGGAGCCAAAAUCCAAGACUGUCGAUCAUUCUUUCCUUCACAUUCCCUUUAGUUGCUUCGCUUGUAUGAGUAGAAACAUUUAGGUGCUUUUGUGAGUAAUUUAAUUUUUUAUGUUCUGGCUUCAUUUCCAUAUCGAUUGAAUAUGGGUCCAUGACAGCUAAUCAGUUGUGGGUUUCUAUUAGUAAAUAUGUAUAGUUUUGGGUUUUUUUCCGCUAUAAGAAAUAUAGUUGCAUCUUUUGUCACAAUGAAAAAGUUGUUCUAAUUUUUUCCUUUAAGAUAUGUCCCAUGUGAGCAUUUUGGAUGCGUCGAUGGAAUCAAAGAGAAACGGCGGAGAGCUGGAGUUAAAAAAAUCCAUCUUGUCGCCUUCAUGUGUCCCUUAUCUAAUUAUCUAACUCUGUUCCCUUCCGAUCCACUUAUUCCUUUAUAACGUUCUCUUUGAGAGUUUAAGUGGUCCAUUCUAACCCUUCUUUUGUAAAUAAGGUAAGGUUAUUUAUGUCAUUUUUAUUUUUGUUCUCCCCCCUUUAAUUUUUUUCUUUAUGUGUUAACUGAACUGUAUCGGGACCAUUUUGAAAUUUUUGUUGUUUUGGCCAUUUUUGAUUUGGAAUGAAUGUCUUAAGUAAAAUUUUUUUUAUUUGCCUACGUUGUUUCUAGUGUUUUGUUAUUCAUAUAUGUAUAUAUAAUUAUAUAUAUGAUCAAAUUAUAUAUAAUUAUAUAAUGCCAAAUGGCCUUUAUAAGCAAGAUACUGUUCAAACCUAAUAAAGUGCUUGGAAUUUUAAAUUUUUUUCAGAAUUGUCCAGAAUAAAUUCAUGCUUCUUUAAAUGAA
This is a messenger RNA of Girardinichthys multiradiatus, 6949 nucleotides long. RefSeq names its product protein tyrosine phosphatase receptor type A (gene ptpra). NCBI's taxonomy places the organism in Eukaryota, Metazoa, Chordata, Actinopteri, Cyprinodontiformes, Goodeidae. Gene Ontology annotation, biological process: protein dephosphorylation. Gene Ontology annotation, molecular function: protein tyrosine phosphatase activity. The record is from RefSeq and is a predicted model, not a curated record. The transcript is spliced from 22 exons. Bases 582 to 3026 code for a protein of 814 amino acids.